Molecule: messenger RNA, 2903 nt
Organism: Schistocerca piceifrons (Central American locust)
Lineage: Eukaryota; Metazoa; Arthropoda; Insecta; Orthoptera; Acrididae
Product: Down syndrome cell adhesion molecule-like protein Dscam2
Exons: 14
Coding region: 1-2757 (918 amino acids)
Molecular function (GO): protein binding
Source: RefSeq, a predicted model, not a curated record
AUGACUAUAUCUGAGGAUGAUACAGAGAAAGGCUCUUCUUCAAUUCUGAUAUUUAAGAAUGUUGACAGAGAGGACACCUCAUUAUUUGUUUGUGUUGCAAAGAAUAAAUACGGAACAGAUCACUCUGAGAUGUGGCUAGUUGUACAGGAACCCCCUGAAGCACCACUCGGUGUACGUGUCAGCAACUAUUCAAGUCGUACAAUAAAUUUGACAUGGGAGCAACCACACACCGGCAACAGUCCAAUUAUUUCAUACAUAAUUCAGUACAAAAACUCAUCAGUCAGCUGGCAGAAAAAUGUACCUCAGAUUGUGGUUAAUGGAGAAAUGAUGAAUGGUUCCAUUAAGGAUCUGAUGCCUGCUCAUGUGUACCAUAUCAGAAUUUUUGCUGAAAAUUCAAUUGGUAUCUCCAACUCAAGUGAAGUAUUAACUGUCACUACACUGGAGGAAGUUCCAGAAGCCCCACCCAGAGAUGUGAGAGUUACAACAAAAAAUUCUGAGGCGCUCAUUGUAACAUGGGAGCCUCCAGAACGUUACCUCCAGCAUGGUGAUGUAAUGGGAUACUACAUUGGCUACAGACUUGCAAAUUCAACAGAUACAUUUCACUAUGAAACACAUGAAGUGCUCCCUGGAAUGCCACUGCGACAUAUACUGACAAAUCUUAAGAAGUAUACACAGUACACUAUUCUUGUUCAAGCAUAUAAUAGAGUUGGUGCUGGUCCCAGAAGCCAAGAGGUCUCAGCAAUAACAGAUGAAGAUGUUCCAGAUGCACCACCUACAGAUGUACAGUGUAGUUCUAUUUCAUCACAAAGUCUUCUAGUGAUGUGGACACCUCCACCACAAUCACAGGUCAAUGGAAUACUAUUAGGAUACAAAGUGAUCUACAGAGCUCUCAGUGAUCUUAAUGAGGUAUUUAUGCCUUCAGAACAUAUUACAAGAGAUCAAAAGGUGGAACUGAGUAAACUUGAUCACUUCUGCAACUACAGCAUAGAAGUUCGAGCCUUCACAAGUAAAGGUGAUGGUGUGAGCAGCCAACCUAUCAUCUGUGCAACACAAGAGGAUGUACCAGGUGAACCGGAAAAUAUGAAGGUAUUGGUGGCAGACUUAAGAACAAUGCUUGUGUCGUGGUUACCACCACUAUACCCUAAUGGAAAAAUCAAGCAGUACAGAAUAUACAUGAGAUCAUUAGAUGGAAUGACUCUGGACACAGAUCAAUUUGAUAUUCCCAGUGAGCAGACAUACUAUACUAUUUCAUACUUGGAGACGCACAACCGAUAUGAGUUCUGGGUAACAGCCUUCACAGCAGUAGGAGAAGGAGCAGAAUCAAGGCAUGUGGUGCAAGCAACAACUGACCAUGCCCCAGCACAAAUUGCUCCAUUUAGCAAGCAUGUUGUUGGAGUUCUACACGAAGAUUUAAAACUGUCAUGUCUGGCUGUUGGUCAGCCUGCUCCACAAUACUAUUGGAGGAAGAAUGGGAAUUCGAUACAAGAAGACAGCCGUCUCCAGAUUAUCCAGGGAAAGCUGCUUGUCAUCAGUCCCCUUGAAAGAGCUGAUGCUGGGAAUUAUUCCUGUUUAGCAGAAAACAUAUUUGGGAGAGACCAAAUUGCCUAUUUUGUUACAAUCCAUGUUCCACUUGUACCAAGCGAGAUAGAAAUAUCUUCAACAACUGCAUCAAGCAUUGCACUUCAGUGGCAGCUUCCACCAGAUGCUGGCCAUGUUCUUGAAGGUCUCUAUCUCUACCACAAGAGAGAAUUUGGCGAAUGGGAAAAGACAAAAUUAAGAGCUCAAGACUCCAGUUUCAUCCUCAAUAACCUGCAGUGUGGCACAAAGUAUUACUUCUACUUACAAACAUUUAAUCAACUAGGGCAAAGUGAACCAACUUCUACAAUUACUGCAUGCACACAAGGUUCAGCACCAGUUGCUCCAAAAAAUUCCGAUCUCAUAAAAGUUAAUUCCAGUUUCAUAUUGUUAAAUUUAACAUCAUGGGAUGAUGGUGGUUGCCACAUAACAUCUAUUGUGAUUGAAUACAAAGUAAAGGAUGAAACCAUGUGGACACUUGUAUCAAACAAUGUCAAAACAGAGCAACUUCAAUUUAUUGUCCUGGAUUUAAAUCCAGGAACUUGGUAUAAUUUACGAGUUACAGCUCAUAACAGUGCUGGCUCAACUGUGGAACACUAUGACUUUGUUACCCUCACACAUUUAGGAGCUACAGUAGCUCCAGAACUCAUAGUAUAUUAUGGAUAUGGAAGAAAACCUUUUUAUAGUGAGAUGGCAGUAAUAGUUCCUGCUGCCACUGGGAUUACAAUUACAAUUGCUGCUGCUGCUAUCCUAUUCGCCUACUUGAAGAAAAAUCAUACCAUAAUGUCUUCUAAUACAUACAGAGAUAAACAUGAAGAUCCUGAGCAGCUGUCAGACUUGGGCAAGAAAGUGUUGCAGGACAGAGCUGACAGCUCAGACUGUGGAAAAAUGUCUCCAAGCUUGCAAGAACCAGUCUACCUGCCGACUCCAGUGCGUGUCUCUCUUGGAUACAGGCAGGACAUCAGUCCCUAUGCCACCUUUCAGGUUCCAGCACCUGGAGGUCCUGACUGUUCUGACUGUGAAGAGGAUUUAGAGCCACAUGACCGGAAUCAUAAGCUUGCAGACAAGGAUGGAAGCAGCACAGAUUCAACAUACUCCAAAAUUCACAGGAAACUUCAACAUGGAAACGAAACACCUGAGUGGAUACCCUUACAUAAUUUGUACCAAGCACAUAGGUAUUAAUAACACCAGCAACUUUUCAGGCAGCCACUAUCAAGUGUUGUGGAGAAAGUUUUCACUGUAAGCAAGAUGUUAACAGACAGUGGUAAAGAUGAUGAAGCAAGUUAAACUUACCAAGUGCCUUUUGACUAAAGAAAAAACUAUUUAUU